This is a messenger RNA of Cavenderia fasciculata, 375 nucleotides long. Its product is annotated as putative NADH dehydrogenase. The coding region runs from base 1 to 375 and encodes 124 amino acids. The transcript has 2 exons. The record is from RefSeq and is a predicted model, not a curated record. NCBI's taxonomy places the organism in Eukaryota, Evosea, Eumycetozoa, Acytosteliales, Cavenderiaceae.
AUGUCCUGGAGAGCUCUAUUAUCACAUAAUUUACAAGAAAUUAGAAUUCACUUUUGCCAACAAGCUCAAAGCAGUGAAGGCCUAAGAAAUUUCAUUACAAAGAACUAUACCGAUUUAAAGAGAUUAAAUCCAAAGCUUCCAUUGAUGGUCCGUGAAGCUCAUGGAAUUGAACCUGUAAUUUAUGCCAGAUACGAUUGGGGACAAGAGGAAAAAAAGGUUGUUACUAAUUUAUCGGAACAAGAAGUCGAAGAAAAGUUAAAGGAACUCUGUUUAAUGGGUACCAAGUUGGAUAGAUCACCAGAAAGUGACCUCAACGAAGAUGAUGUUGUUUCAUCUUAUAAUAGACCAAAAAAUACCUAUAGAACUAUCUUUUAA